This is a messenger RNA of Drosophila subpulchrella, 2905 nucleotides long. It is a transcript of the gene Ir8a, whose product is annotated as glutamate receptor ionotropic, kainate 2. Gene Ontology annotation, cellular component: plasma membrane; postsynaptic membrane. The transcript is spliced from 5 exons. Bases 21 to 2822 code for a protein of 933 amino acids. Gene Ontology annotation, molecular function: transmitter-gated monoatomic ion channel activity involved in regulation of postsynaptic membrane potential; glutamate-gated receptor activity. Gene Ontology annotation, biological process: synaptic transmission, glutamatergic; monoatomic ion transport; modulation of chemical synaptic transmission. NCBI's taxonomy places the organism in Eukaryota, Metazoa, Arthropoda, Insecta, Diptera, Drosophilidae. The record is from RefSeq and is a predicted model, not a curated record.
GUCUCGGCAAUCGGUUGGCCAUGGAUCUGCUACUGGUAAUGGUACUUCUUUUCACAUUUAACUUGGCCAACUCGGAGGAUCUGAAGAUUACCUUUUGGGUAGAGCCCGUUCAGCGGGCUGAUUUCGAUGCGGAUAUGCUGGUGGUUCUGAAGGAACUGGACGCACUGCGUCUGGAUGUUAAAGUGGCCGAUACCUCCUUGACGCUGACCCGCUCCGAAGAUGGUCUGGACAUGGAGAGGUUCUGUGAAAUUCUGUCCACUGUCGGCACUAGCGCCGUGAUUGACCUCACCUACCGCCACUGGGAGGAAGGCUACAACCUAGUCCGAUCCCUGGGCAUUGGCUAUGUGCGUCUGGAGCGGAUCAUGCGGCCCUUUCUGGACAUGUUCGGUGACUUUAUGCGCCAGAAGCGGGCCAACAACGUGGCCAUGGUCUUCAUGAAUGCCCGCGACGCCGGCGAGGCCAUGCAGCAGAUGCUAAUCGGCUACCCCUUCCGCACGAUCAUCCUGGACGCCAGCCAGACCGAUCCUGGCCAGAAUUUCCUCGAACGCAUCCGCUCGCUGCGUCCGCCGCCCACUUAUGUGGCUUUAUUUGCUCGUGCAGCCGCCAUGAACGGAAUUUUCGACAAGGUGCAAAAGGCGGGACUGUUCCAGCGUCCUUUGGAGUGGCACUUCGUGUUCCUGGACACCCGGGAUCGGGUAUUCAAAUACAGACGACAAGCGGAACUCUGCACCCGGUUCACAUUGAGUCCUCGAGCGAUCUGCCGAUCGAUGCCCAUGCCGGAUCUUUAUUGUGGAAGCGGAUUCACGAUUCAGCGCGCCAUGCUGCUGAAUGUGCUGCGCAGCCUGAUCAACGCGGCGCAGGUGAGUCACCUGUACCCGUCGGCCAUUUACCGGGACUGCAAUGCCACGGCCUCCUCGUCGGAGGCGGGGGAUUCGCUGGAGGACGACUACAACUGGCUGGACAUGGUGCACUGGAGCAACUUCCUCACGUACGCCUCGCCGCCGCCACGCGUCCAGGAUCCCUCCCAGAGCCCGGUGCCGGGCCUGACCUUUGCGGUCAACAUAUCCGCCGGCUACUACAGCUCCGAGCACGAGGCCAAGACGGAUCUGGCCGCCUGGUCAUCGGUGGCCGAGAUGCGGCUGCUCAACGAGACGAUCAGUCCGGCCAAGCGUUUCUUUCGCAUCGGCACCGCCGAGAGCAUCCCGUGGAGCUAUCUGCGCCGGAACGAGCGCACUGGCGAACUGCUGCGUGAUCGCAGUGGUUCGCCCAUCUGGGAGGGCUACUGCAUCGACUUCAUCAUCCGGCUGUCGCAGAAGCUGAACUUCGAGUACGAGAUCGUGGCCCCCCAGGUGGGCCACAUGGGCGAGGUGAACGAGCGGGGUGAGUGGGACGGCGUGGUGGGGGAUCUGAUCCGCGGUGAGACGGACUUCGCCAUUGCGGCACUGAAGAUGUACUCGGAGCGGGAGGAGGUGAUCGACUUCCUGCCGCCGUACUACGAGCAGACGGGCAUCUCGAUAGCCAUCCGGAAGCCGGUGCGGCGCACCUCGCUGUUCAAGUUCAUGACCGUGCUGCGGGUGGAGGUCUGGCUGAGCAUUGUGGCCGCCCUGGUGGGCACGGCCAUAAUGAUUUGGUUCAUGGACAAAUACUCGCCGUACAGCUCGCGGAACAACCGGCAGGCCUAUCCGUAUGCCUGUCGGGAGUUUACGCUGCGUGAGAGCUUCUGGUUCGCCCUGACCUCCUUCACUCCGCAGGGUGGCGGCGAGGCUCCCAAGGCCAUUUCCGGCCGCAUGCUGGUGGCCGCCUAUUGGCUCUUUGUCGUCCUCAUGCUGGCCACCUUCACCGCCAAUCUGGCCGCCUUCCUCACCGUCGAGCGCAUGCAAACGCCCGUCCAGUCGCUGGAGCAGCUGGCCCGUCAGUCCAGGAUCAAUUACACCGUGGUCAAGGACUCGGAUACCCAUCAGUAUUUCGUCAACAUGAAGUUCGCCGAGGACACACUGUACCGGAUGUGGAAGGAGCUGGCGCUGAAUGCUAGCAAGGAUUUCAAGAAGUUCCGCAUCUGGGAUUAUCCGAUCAAGGAGCAGUACGGCCACAUCCUGCUGGCCAUCAACAGCUCUCAGCCGGUGGCCGAUGCCCGGGAGGGAUUCGCCAAUGUGGAUGCCCACGAGAAUGCCGACUAUGCCUUCAUCCAUGACUCGGCGGAGAUCAAGUACGAGAUCACCCGGAACUGCAAUCUCACCGAGGUGGGCGAGGUCUUUGCGGAGCAGCCAUAUGCCGUGGCCGUCCAGCAGGGCAGCCACCUGGGCGACGAGCUGAGCUACGCCAUCCUGGAGCUGCAGAAGGAUCGGUUCUUCGAGGAGCUGAAGGCCAAGUUCUGGAAUCAAUCGAACCUGCACAAUUGCCCGCUCUCGGAGGACCAGGAGGGCAUCACCCUGGAGAGCUUGGGCGGCGUCUUUAUUGCCACCUUGUUUGGCCUCAUCUUGGCCAUGAUGACGCUCGGCAUGGAGGUGAUGUACUACAAGAAGAAGCAGAACACCCUGGAGAUAACCCAAGUGCGUCCCGUGGGGGAAUCCUCAUCGUCCUCGACAGCUCCGCCGACCGCCACCAGCACCACGAAGCAGGCGUGGCACAUCCCCGUGCCGGAGGAUGAUGAGAAGCCGGAGAAGAAGGUGUCGCCGCCGCCCUCCUUCGAGGCAGCCACCUUCCGGGGCAAGAAGCUGCCGGCCAGGAUCACCCUGGGCGAUGGCAAGUUCAAGCCGCGGCAGGGACUCUACUCGAGGAGGAACCUGGGCGCCUCCGACUCCCAGGGGGGCUACAUGGAAUGAGGAGGUUUAUAUGGUGUUCGUCCUGUUCAGAAUCUUAUUGCUAAUGCACCUAGUCUUUAGAAAUAUGAGUAUUCAACAAUAAA